CUGAAGUUAACGGUUCAGCAUAGUCAAGGAGCAGCAGAGUCCUUCAGUCUACAGCAGAGAGUGAAAACGAAAGCAAUUGACUGCCUUUAAAGCAGAAAAAUCAGCAGAAAAAAGUCAAGCGUUUAAAGUGUCAUCGAAAGAAAAGAAAAAAUUAGCAGUUGAAAUCAGAGUUCACAAAAGCCUGCCGCCUGCAUUUCCAAUCCUUUGGGUGUGCGUGUAUGCGUUUGUGUGUGUAUGUAUUUGUGCAUCUCGUUGAGUGUAUGACACAGAUUUCUGAAUAGUCAAAAACUCAGCAGCAGCAGCAGCCCCAAACAAGCCCCAAACAGCAGCCAAGGAGCCGUUUUUAUCGAUUAUUUACAGUCGCAACUGUAAAGUUAAGGGGAACAACUGCAUCGCCUGCCUCGCCUGAAGGUCAACAAAUCAUUUUUGGAGCAAGUCCUUUAGAAAGCCACAACAACGGAGCCAUUAAUCCAGCAACAUUUGUUGGUAGGGGUAGUCCAAGACGCUUCUACAAAAAGCAAAACGCAACUUCUCAACGAAAAGAAGACAACGCCUCAUCGGUAGGAGUCAGCUGAACCUGCUCCCCGCUCAACGGAACAAUCGCCAUACGCUCGCCAUCUCGUCUGUCCAACUACCAUGGCUUAUCAUCUAAUCAACAUCCUCAAGUUCAAUGUGAAGUACUUAAAAAAUCAAUAACUCGAACAGCACAGCAAUUGCACAUGUGUGUGGACAGCCGAAAAGGCGCAUCAGAUAAAACAAAAGAAAUAUAAAAACCGAAAGACAUAUAGAGCAGGGCUUUUAUCAUAUCUACCACUCGAUUCGAUUAUAUUGCUGUCUCGCUUGUGCACGCCAUUUCCCUCUGCUGUUGUUGUUGUUGCGUUACUUCUGUUGUUGUUGUUGUUGCCGCUGCUCCCAAAGUCGUGCCCGCGCCACCCCCCCACCUGGUUCUGCGGACAAUGGAAAAGUCUGAGAAAUUUUCAGAUUACCUCUUUGCCAAAAUGGGUCCCCCGAACACGACGUCCGUCAAUGGCAGCGAGCUACCACCCAAGACCACGGAGCGCAGCGAUGCGCCCAUCGAGCUGACCGGCUAUCGCAAAUGGCUGAGCGAUAAUCUAAUGCUGCUAGUCACGCUGUCGGGCGUCCUCCUGGGCGUCACAUUGGGUCUGUCCUUGCGUCCGCUGCAUUUGCAUGGCGAUUCAAUUAUGCUGAUUUCGUAUCCUGGCGAACUGUUUAUGCGUCUCCUGAAGUUAAUGAUUCUGCCGCUGGUGAUUUCGAGUCUGAUAGCUGGCUCGGCUAGUCUGAACGCUAAAAUGAAUGGCAAAAUUGCACUGCGGACGCUUUUCUACUUUGCCACCACUUCCUUUUUCAAUGCGGCACUCGGCAUUGCUCUGGUAUUGUUGGUGCAUCCUGGAAAUCCGGAUCUGCAUAAUGCCGACAACCGGUCGACGGACAGGAGGGCCGUCAAUCUGUUGGACAGCUUACUCGAUUUAGGCAGAAACAUAUUUCCGGACAAUCUAUUUCAAGCCUCCAUUCAGCAGGCCCACACCGUCUAUCUGCCCAAGCCGACCAUUUUGCAUAACUUCAACGAAACUCUGAACGACACCGUGUUGGUGCCGAAUGGAGUGGAGGCCCAACAGCAGUUGGACGAUGGUGUGGAGACCGUGCUCAUAAGGGAUGUCCAAUACCGAAGUGGCACCAACACGCUGGGCAUUGUUUUCUUCUGCCUGGUCUUCGGCACCUUCCUCGGCACCAUUGGCCAGAAGGGCCAGGUUGUGAUCGAUUUCUUCUCGGCCGUGUUUGAGGUCAUCAUGAAAAUCGUCACCUGCGUCAUGUGGCUAACACCGGUGGGCAUCAGUUCGGUCAUCGCGGGCAAAAUACUGAGCGUCGACGACUUGAGUUUGGUUAUGGCCCAGCUUUUCUGGUUCAUCUUCACAGUGGCCAUUGGCGUGGUCAUCUAUCAGUUUGUGGUGAUGCAGGCCAUUUAUUUUGUGUUCGUGCGCCGUAAUCCCUUCAAGUUCUAUGCCGGGCUCAUACAAGCCAUGUUAACCGCAUUUGCCACCGCCUCAACCGCGGCCGCCCUGCCGAUCACAUUCCGCUGCAUGAACGAGAAGCUGCGCGUGGAUCAGCGGAUCACGCGCUUCGUCCUCCCCAUCGGCUGCAACAUCAACAUGGAUGGCACAGCCCUCUAUAUAGCCGUCGCCUCGAUCUUCGUCGCCCAGAUGAGCGGCAUGACCUUGGGCUUUGGCGAACUGGUGACCGUGCUCCUCACCUCGACCGCCGCCUCCAUGAGCUCGGCCAGUGUGCCGAGUGCCGCUCUGGUCCUUCUCCUCGUCGUCUUGACCGCCAUCGACGCACCCGUUCAGGACGUAACGCUCCUCUUCGCCGUGGACUGGUUCGUCGAUCGCAUUCGUACCACCAACAACAUGCUGGGCGAUUGCUAUGCCGCCGCCGUUGUGGAGGAACUGUCGCGCAAGGAGCUGAUGGCGUUGGAUGCCGCUGCCGUUAACUAUCCGGACAUAUCCGCCGGCACACCAAAUGGCCACCAUGUGGGUCUCCUAGAGGGUCAAACCGAGCUGGAAUCAACCGGCAAGUGCAUCAUGACUGAUGCUGUGGUGGUUGACAUGAGCGCUGUCAUGAAUAAUGUCAACUUGCAGCAGGAUCAGGGCAAUAGGCGGGUCUAGAGCGGAUCUACUUAACAGGAUGAAUGCGAACACGAAUAUAUAGGGUUUGACAGGCAGACAAGCAGAAGCAGAAAUAAUACAGAAACAGAAACAAAUCAAUAGAAACCAUAGUGUUCCCCCCACAAUAAAACUAUGAUAGGGAUACUUUCGAGUAUAUAUUUUAUGUUUACGAACAAAAUAACAAACAAAACAAAACAGCAAACUAAUUAUGAAUUCUAAUUGAGACUGUAUUUUUGUAUGAGUUAAAACUAGCCCACCCAUAUAUAUCGACGAGUAUAUAUGAAUAUAUAUUUGAAUUGGGAUUGCGAUCAUUUACCUUAUACGUACAUUUUGCGAACAAGGCUAUUAAAGUAGAAAGAACUCUUGGAAACGAUGAUGGAUACAAACACAAUACCGCAUAUAUACAAUUAUUAAUCAAUUAUAACAUGGGACAUUUAACACUUAACAUGUACGGAAUGCAUAAAGAAUAUAGUAUACCAAUUAUCCUAUGCUUUAUAUACAACAUACCUAUAUGUAGAGAAAUAUUCAAAUAUAAAACAUUUUUGUGAUGUGUUUAGCAAGUAGGAGUGGCAGUUAAGGCAACAAAUAUGCAUAAUCUAUGGGUAUUAUUUUAAUUACAAGCAAUUGUGUGGCUUUCUUUUGUUCGAAUAUGUACGAGUAUAUAGUACUAUAUACUAUAUUGUAUGUGAAGAGAGAAUAUAUUGUGAUUCAGAACUCUAAGAGCAGCAGCUUGGCAAUUUUAGUUUAAUCUUUCGUUUAAGUCACCGGGUUGUAAACAAAAAGAAGAUGAUGAAGAAGAAGAAGAAGAAGAAGAAGCGUAUGAACUCUAAGUUAUGGAUUAUAUUUAAUUUGAGUUGAACGAGCAAUUAAAGAACUUUAAACACACAACUCACUUAUAUCAAUGUUUAGCAUAUAUACACAUACAUAUAUAUAUCAAGUGCAUACGUAGACUGAUAGAAAAUUUAGAAUUUUAAAUACCAUAUGCCCAACAUUCGAUUUGUACGCAAAAAGAA
Molecule: messenger RNA, 3694 nt
Organism: Scaptodrosophila lebanonensis
Lineage: Eukaryota; Metazoa; Arthropoda; Insecta; Diptera; Drosophilidae
Gene: Eaat2
Product: excitatory amino acid transporter
Exons: 7
Coding region: 957-2681 (574 amino acids)
Biological process (GO): L-glutamate transmembrane transport
Cellular component (GO): plasma membrane
Molecular function (GO): neutral L-amino acid transmembrane transporter activity; glutamate:sodium symporter activity; L-glutamate transmembrane transporter activity
Source: RefSeq, a predicted model, not a curated record